Aegilops tauschii subsp. strangulata is the source of this 1101-nucleotide messenger RNA. RefSeq names its product small ribosomal subunit protein eS4-like. Gene Ontology annotation, biological process: translation. The record is from RefSeq and is a predicted model, not a curated record. Gene Ontology annotation, cellular component: cytosolic small ribosomal subunit; ribosome. Gene Ontology annotation, molecular function: RNA binding; structural constituent of ribosome. Lineage: Eukaryota; Viridiplantae; Streptophyta; Magnoliopsida; Poales; Poaceae.
AUGGCAUCCGAGGCCACAUGGACCGUCAGCGCCGCCGUCGUUGUCAUUGUUGCUGUUGACGCCCAGGAUGCCACAGGAUCAAUUUGUAAAGAAAUCACUGGGUAUACAUUUUCCUUUUCUUUCUGUCGACAGGCGAGGGGUCUGAAGAAGCAUGUGAAGAGGCUCAAUGCCCCUAAACAUUGGAUGGUUGAAAAGCUUGGUGGAGCAUUUGCACCUAAGCCGUCUUCUGGUCCCCACAAAGCUAGGGAGUGCUUGCCAUUGAUCCUUAUGCUCAGGAACAGGCUGAAGUAUGCUCUGACCUAUAGUGAAGUUGUUUCGAUCAUGAUGCAGCGACAUAUUAUGGUUGAUGGGAAGGUUAGGACUGACAAGACAUAUCCUGCUGGAUUCAUGGAUGUUGUGUCAAUUCCGAAGACAGGGGAGAACUUCCGCCUUCUUUACGACACCAAGGGUCGCUUCCGUCUCCACAGCAUCAAGGAUGAGGAGGCUAAGUUCAAGCUCUGCAAGGUUAGGACUGUGCAAUGUGGGCAGAAGGGUGUCCCUUCCCUCAACACCUACGACGGCCGCACCAUCCGCUACCCUGACCCUGCCAUCAAACCCAACGACACCAUCAAGAUUGACCUGGAGACCAAUAAGAUUGUGGAUUUCAUCAAGUUUGAGGUCGGGAAUUUUGUGAUGGUGACCGGAGGCAGGAACACCGGGCGCAUCGGGGUGAUCAAGAGCAGGGAGAGGCACGAGGGCAGCUUCGAGACCAUCCACGUCGAGGAUGCCCUCGGCCAUCAGUUCGCCACCCGCCUGGCCAACGUCUUCAGCAUUGGCAAGGAUAGGAAGUCGUGGGUCUCUCUUCCCAAGGGCAAGGGCAUCAAGCUCACCAUCAUUGAAGAGGCAAGGAAGCGCAUUGCUGCGGCUUGAUUUCAGAACCCUCCUGGAAUAAAUAAAUGGAUUAGUUGUGACUUGUGAGGAGUCAUUUAGAAUGUUAGAUGUUCCUAUUGGAGACGAGCCAUGUUUUAGUUCUGCGUUUGACAUUCGUUGAACUGUUCUAGUUGUUGCGUUACUUUGAGCACUGAAAGUAAUUGAUAAAAAUAAAUUGUUUUGCCGAUCUUU